UUAAUUUGCGUAAGAAAGCACUCUCUGCGUCUCUUGCUUUCUCCAUCCUCAUCGCCUUUCCCUCCUCCUCCACGUCUUCCCCGCGAUUCGCAUUCCCGACCGUCCCCCGCCGCCGACGCCGCCGCCGACGAAGCGCUCCGCGGGACGCAACUCGUCGGAAGCUUCACGAGCAGCAACGUAGCGCGGAACCGCGAGUACCUCGGCUCGUUCGCUCAUUCGAUUCGAGGAGCAAGGUCCACAGGGGGAGUGACAGAGAAGCCGUCGCUUCAUUUUUUUUGCUUUGCUUUUUUGUGCCGAUCCUCUUUCGUCAAUCCAAUCCAAGUCGCUAAGUCGCUGUUCCUCCGAUCGUCGGUGCAUCCGUUGGUUCGGCUGACUAGUUUCUCGCGGCGGCGUUGGCUUCUCGGAGAAGUUGACGGGAGAUUUUUUGGUUCGAGAGCGAGAGGAAAUGGGGUUGACGUCGGGGCUUUUCAUGGGGACCGUGGUCGGCGUGGCGCUGAUGUUUGGAUGGAGUUACAUGAUGCGGUAUCGCAGCACCAAGCGCAUUUCCAAGGCAAUGGAUAUUAAACUACUGGGUUCUCUUGAUCGGAAUGACUUGAAGAAGAUUUGUGGUGAUAACUUUCCUGAAUGGAUAUCUUUUCCAGCAUUUGAACAGGCUAAAUGGCUAAACAAGCAACUCAGCAAAUUGUGGCCAUUUGUUGCAGAGGCUGCAACAGCAGUGAUUAAGGAAUCUGUUGAACCAUUAUUGGAAGACUACCGACCUCCAGGAAUAACUUCACUGAAGUUCAGCAAGUUGUCUCUUGGAACUGUGGCUCCAAAAAUAGAAGGUAUCCGUGUUCAGAGUCUCAAAGAAGGUCAAAUUACUAUGGAUAUUGACUUUCGAUGGGGAGGAGAUCCCAGCAUUAUAUUAGCAGUACAAACUGCACUUGUAGCGUCAAUACCCAUUCAGUUAAAGGAUCUUCAAGUUUUCACUGUUGUUCGUGCUAUCUUCCAACUGGCUGAUGAGAUCCCGUGCAUUUCUGCUGUUGUUGCUGCCCUACUUUCUGAGCCAGAGCCGAGAAUUGACUAUACCCUGAAAGCCGUUGGUGGAAGCCUGACAGCCAUUCCUGGAAUUUCAGACAUGAUCGAUGAUACUGUGAACUCAAUUGUGACAGAUACGCUUCGAUGGCCCCACAGGAUUGUUGUUCCGCUAGGUGGUAUACCUGUAGAUACAAGUGAAUUAGAACUGAAGCCACAGGGCAAGCUUACAGUUACCGUAGUUAGAGCAAAUGAUUUGAAGAACAUGGAGAUGAUUGGGAAAUCUGACCCGUAUGCAGUUGUUUACGUCCGCCCUCUUUUCAAGGUCAAAACAAAGGUUAUUGAAGACAACCUGAAUCCAGUUUGGGAUCAAACUUUCGCUCUGAUUGCCGAAGACAAGGAGACGCAGUCACUGAUCAUUGAGGUUUUUGAUGAGGACAUUGGACAAGACAAACGGUUAGGAACUGCAAAAUUGCCCUUGAUUACGCUGGAAGCUGAAACUGUGACAGAGGUCGAUUUGAGAUUGCUUCCAUCACUUGAUAUGCUGAAAAUAAAAGACAAGAAGGACAGAGGGACUGUUACCGUCAAGGUUUUCUAUCACGAAUUCAAUAAGGAGGAACAGGUAGCAGCUCUAGAAGAAGAGAAGCAGAUCUUAGAAGCGAGAAAGAAGCUGAAAGAGGCUGGAGUCAUCGGAAGUACAAUGGAUGCACUCGAUGGAGCAGCAUCCUUGGUUGGAUCCGGGGUGGGGAUGGUUGGUACAGGCAUUGGUGCUGGAGUGGGGCUUGUUGGGAGCGGACUAGGAGCUGUUGGAAGUGGCCUAAGCAAAGCAGGGAGGUUCAUGGGACGGAGCAUUACAGGACACUCGAGCUCGAGCAAGAGGAAUGGCAGCACAACCCCAGGGAAUGAUACUCCAGAAAAUGGCGGUUCUCAGCCUCUGCAGUAACUAUGCGCCGCUACCGAAGGAUGUGAUUUCAUGUGGAGGGCAAAUUGAUGGUGAAUGGAUGGAGGGGGAGGUCUUGGUUCUCCUUUGGUAUUAGAGCUUGGUUAUGCCCGCAUAUGUGUGAUUUUAUACAUAACUGGACGAUAUGCUGCUUCACUUGCUGCUGCAGUGACUUCUAUGGUGCCUUUGUUGUCUUGUCGUGAAGCAUGUUCCCAGUUGGAGCGAUUGCUUGCUGAAUUGUCAUUGUGAUGCAGGUGUGAUUUUCACAUUUUGGGUGUGUGUGAUGUAAAAAUGUCAUUUUAUGAGAUGAUUUUCCGAACUUCUAUGUAUGUAGUUUGCUGAAAGUGGAAAAUCCGACAGA
Molecule: messenger RNA, 2315 nt
Organism: Rhodamnia argentea
Lineage: Eukaryota; Viridiplantae; Streptophyta; Magnoliopsida; Myrtales; Myrtaceae
Product: calcium-dependent lipid-binding protein-like
Exons: 12
Coding region: 446-1957 (503 amino acids)
Cellular component (GO): endoplasmic reticulum
Molecular function (GO): lipid binding
Source: RefSeq, a predicted model, not a curated record